UCACAGGUGCAAAUAGUGGAGCCAGUGCACGUUCUGUGUUUGUAUUCAUUAAUAACCUGAUGCACUAAAAUAGUCUGAAGACAUUCACGAUUCGGUGACUCAUUACAGGAAAUGCAUUCUUUAUCUUCUUUUGGUGAGACAUUAUAUGAACUGGAUUGUGAAUUUUAUCAUACAGGGAGGCAAAGAAAGGUUAUUGCAAAAAAGAAGGAAGGGUCUGGGGGAAAACUAGAAAGCAACAUCAGUACACUUUGUUUCAGGACAGGACCAGUCUUCACAACAUCCCCACUUGCAAGCUAGAAUCCUGUCACAGUAGCUGCUAUGGUGUUCCAAAUUGUGGGCCUUUCCAUGUCCAUGGCGGGAUUGGCAGGCACCAUCUUGAUCUGCGCACUGCCUAUGUGGAGAGUGACGGCUUUCAUUGGAACCAACAUCGUGGUGGCCCAGGUCUUCUGGGAAGGGCUUUGGAUGAACUGCGUGUACGAGAGCACAGGGAAAAUGCAGUGCAAGAUCUACGACUCCCUGCUGGAUCUGUCCCCUGAUCUCCAGGCUGCUCGAGGCUUGCUGGUCAUCACCAUAGUGUUGGCUUGUCUUGGUUUCCUGAUCUUCCUAAUGGGGGCUCAGUGCACCAACUGCCUGGAAAACAAAAGAGUCAAAGCCAGAAUCGUGCUUGUUUCUGGGAUCACCUUCAUCCUGUCUGGCGUCCUGACCUUGGUCCCCGUCUGCUGGACAGCCAACACUAUCAUCCAUGACUUCUACAAUCCUCUGGUCCCAGAAGCUCUAAAGAGAGAGCUGGGGGCUGCACUCUAUGUGGGCUGGGCAACUGGCGGCUUCCUCUUAUUCGGCGGGGCGUUCCUCUGUUGCACCUGCCCUCCCAGAGAGAAAAACUACCCCAUGAGGUACACCCCUGCCAAAUCGACCACCCACAGCAGCUAUGCCAUAAAGAACUAUGUGUGAAAUCACAUGCAUGUUGAUUGUAAGGAGGUGCUGGGAUUUCCCUUAUCGGAGUGGAGGUUUAGUCUUCAGUUGGCAUAAUGACUAAUACCGGUCCUGUUUUAGGGUAACGAUAUCUUCUACAUCAGUAAGGGUUAAAGCUCAGCUUCACCAAAAAGAGAAGCACCUUGCAUUUUGAUCCAAGGAACUCAGUAGAAGCUUUCAUAGACUCUAAUUAGCACUAAUCUUGGACUUACUUGCCUAAGGUAACAUUGGUUCAAUUGUAUUGCUAAUUGGGUUCUGUGAAACUCCCCAUUAAUUUGAUGUCUUCACAAUUACAAUUACAUCUAUUUCCUAAAUACUUUUCCCGCAUCUGAUCUGCUUUAUACAGUAUUUUAUUAAAUCACCCAUAACUAGAAAGCACUCAAUAGUGGCACAUUUAGAAAUACUAAAAUCAAGUUUCUAAAAGUAUUUUAUUAAAAAAAAGUGUCCCUGGAGGAUUUCAAAUCUGCUUUGAAAAACUGAAUUGCCAAAACUGGAGCAGCUGGACAGGUUGUUGUCACACAUCUUAAGUGAAACAUUUUCUUACAUAUUAAUAACAAUGGCACAUUCUCACAAGUACUUGUGGUUUUUGCUUUUUAAUAUUUUUAUUUUCCAGACUUUUUCUCUCAGAUGAAGCCUACUUUUCCAGCUACAGUGCUACAAGUUUAAUGGAAAUCCUUCCCUUCACUCUGUGUUACAGGUAAUAUGACCCCACCUGACACCACAGUUUGUGCAGCGUGUAAAACAGCCCUGUCAGAAACAGAAUAUAUGGGAAUAUAUCACAAAGUAUAGUUCAUUUACUAUUAUGAAUCCAAAAGGACAGCUUUGUGUACAGUACAUAUAAACGUAAAUCUGUUAACGUCACUGAAAGAUACUGAAUUUGUUUCUUUUAGUAUUUUUAAAUGAACCACUAUUCAGUGUUUUAUAGUUGUGGAUGUUAUUAUAUUAGUAUUAUUCAAACUGAGAAGGAAUAUAUAUAUAUAUAGUGUCAAUUUAUUGCGCUGUAGCAGGAGAAAUAGGCUGAGAACAUAAUAAACAACAUUGUUUUAAUGCUAAAGAGAUACAAGAAGAUGUCUGUUGAUUCCUGGUACCUAAUGGGUCAUCAAAAUACAGUCAACUUUUACUGUAUUUUGUAGAAAAAGAUUUUUAGGGAUCCUAACACUUUAGUUAUAUGUGAUUAUAAACAUGUUAUUAAUUUUACUAUUAACAAUUAUAGAAUACAAUUAGAAAUAAUAAGACUAUUAUUAUACACUUUUGCCAUUGUUUUUUUUUUAUAAUCAGUUAUAACGGAUAUAGCAUUUCAGGUCUGUUUGUGUUUCUGUCUGUCUGUCUGUCUGUCUGUCUUUCUACGCCUGUCUCACCCAUUGUAUGUGGUGGCUUUGCUUUUGCAAUAGUUAUACACUUUUGCCAUAUUGUUUUUGUUGCUAUUAUAACCACUUAUAACGGCUCCUGAAACUAAAGUGUUAACAUGAUUUGAGUGUACUCUUUCAAUCAGCUAUUUCAUGAACGCUUGUUAGCUUGAAAAUCCUUGAGAUUGUAUUAUGUUGCAUAUGUAGAGAUAUACUGUAAAAGUACCACUUAUUUUUUUAUUAGCAUUGGUCUGAAAUCUAUUUUACUACAAUAGCAUCAUACUAGAGCUAAAGACUGGGUGCUGUUAUUAUAUUUUUUAAUGAACCUGUACACUUAUAUUUCUACUUUAAGAGUUUAUGUGAUGCACGUGCAUGGCAUUCCUUUGGACUUAUACAUAUAACACUUGGAAUGGGAUAAACAGAGAUGGGAAAAAUAUACCUUAUACCUUUUUAUUGUGUUUGAAAUUAUUGCGUUCUAAAUGCAAAUGUGCUCGAAUUCAAUGUGCUAUCUGUCUGAGAAUGUGCAAGUGGAAAUUUGCCUUUCCCACCCACUCAAAUGUAUGUAGGGCUAAAUUGAACUGUAGAAAAUGAAUGAAUGCA
Messenger RNA from Acipenser ruthenus (sterlet), 2918 nucleotides. RefSeq names its product claudin-4-like. The record is from RefSeq and is a predicted model, not a curated record. Gene Ontology annotation, biological process: cell adhesion; bicellular tight junction assembly. NCBI's taxonomy places the organism in Eukaryota, Metazoa, Chordata, Actinopteri, Acipenseriformes, Acipenseridae. Gene Ontology annotation, molecular function: structural molecule activity. Bases 319 to 951 code for a protein of 210 amino acids. The transcript has 3 exons. Gene Ontology annotation, cellular component: plasma membrane; bicellular tight junction.